CACCUGCCUGCCGGUUUGACGCCCGCCGCCUCAGGCCGCCCUCAUCGCUCGCCCUGGGGACGCUCGGAGGCCGCCGUCGCCUUCACGCCCGCCGCUGCCCGCUUCGCGGCCUCCGCUUCAGUGUCGCCUUCGUCCUGGCCUUGGUGCCCCUGCCGCCAGCCAUGAUGCCCGCGGGGCCCUCGCAGGUGUGCCAAAACUACCACCCCGACUGCCAGGCCGCCAUCAACAGCCACGUCACCCUGGAGCUCCACGCCUCCUACGUGUGCCAGGCCAUGGCCUUCAACUUCGACCGCGACGACGUGGCCUUGAAGCACUUCGCCCGCUUCUUCCUGCGGCGCUCGCGGCACCUGGGGGAGCGGGCCGAGAGCCUGAUGCGCCUGCAGAACCAGCGCGGGGGCCGCCUCUGCUUCCACGACAUCAGGAAGCCAGACCGCGACACCUGGGAGAGCGGCCUGCAGGCCAUGCAGUGUGCCUUGCGCCUGGAGAAGGGCGUCAACCAGAGCCUGCUCCACCUGCACCAGCUGGCCAGCGAGAAGAGCGACGCCCACCUGUGCCACUUCCUGCAGAGCCACUGCCUGAACCAGCAGGUCGAGUUCAUCAAGGAGCUAGGGGACCACAUCACCACCCUGCGCAAGAUGGGGACCCCGGAAGUCGGCAUGGCGGAGUACCUCUUCGACAAGCUCACCCUGGGCGACAGUGACAAGAUGAACUGAGCCUGGACUGCACUUCCCCGUGGUCACGGGGUGACUUCCCGAGGUCAC
This is a messenger RNA of Camelus dromedarius (Arabian camel), 761 nucleotides long. RefSeq names its product ferritin heavy chain-like. The coding region runs from base 162 to 713 and encodes 183 amino acids. Gene Ontology annotation, cellular component: cytoplasm. The transcript has a single exon. NCBI's taxonomy places the organism in Eukaryota, Metazoa, Chordata, Mammalia, Artiodactyla, Camelidae. The record is from RefSeq and is a predicted model, not a curated record. Gene Ontology annotation, molecular function: ferrous iron binding; ferric iron binding. Gene Ontology annotation, biological process: iron ion transport; intracellular iron ion homeostasis.